Molecule: messenger RNA, 558 nt
Organism: Mytilinidion resinicola
Lineage: Eukaryota; Fungi; Ascomycota; Dothideomycetes; Mytilinidiales; Mytilinidiaceae
Exons: 1
Coding region: 1-558 (185 amino acids)
Source: RefSeq, a predicted model, not a curated record
AUGCCUGCGCAGGCGGCCACAGUGAUUGAUGCAAUUUCCGUGCUACGGCUGCCGUUGCAAGUGCGACAAGCCAGCGCGCAGAUGCUGAAUCGCCGCUGCGACCGCCCGUUGGUCAGCGUCUGCUGGUGGCCGGCAUCUGCUGGGGAUCGAUUCCGUCUGGUCGCCCGCUGGGCUGGCAUGCAUGGCGCGGGCCUCGCAGGGCGAUUCUGGAAACUGGCAAAGCCGUUCGUCUGGGAGAACUGGGAGAAGCGAAUCGCCAGCUGCUCCGGUGCAAUUCUGGCUGCCAGAUCGCGCCAGGCAAACCACUCGGCCCCCUGUCCGGCCCUCCGCUGCCCCAAGCCCACGCACUCUGUCCGAAACCUUGCCCGCCAUGGCCCAAGACCCCUUCAUGUGGGUGCAUCGACACGAGACGAGCUCCCAGCGCCGUCCGUCUGCCACGCCCAUCACACCUCCACCACCUCCACCACCCCAGCCCGCCCUAACGAGCCUCUUGUGCGGCGCUCCCCGUCGUACGAUUGGCUUGGCCCACCGAGCAUUCAUGCCCUCUCGCGCGGCUAA